UUUCGAGGAGACUACCGGCGGACGUCGAAGGAAAACCAAGCGGAGACCCUCCGAAUCACAGUGCUAUUUUCCUACAAUUUUUAAUCGUUCCAAGGAGACCGCAAUACACAUCGAUCGCGAUAAAUCGAUCGGUGCACCGGGCGAAUCGUGCAUCGCGGCGAGGAGGGUUAGACGGGCAUUGACCGGUGUGACUGGGCGCGUGUCUGUCGUCCGUCGGCUGCACGUCGCGAUUUUCGAAUCUUGGCACCGGUUUCACGUCGGGGAUCCGUCGGAGCCGGACGCGGGCACGCGAGAGAGUCGUUCCCGCGGAGCGUACGUGUGCGAGUUUUUCACACGAGGAACAAGGAAAACCGAGUAGGAGAAGGUUCUUAGCCGGCCGGUGAAAUCGGGAUGCCCGUUUGGCAUGCCGCACGCGGUGAAGCCAAGGAUGUCGAGCGCCAAGACCGUGCUGUACAGCUGCUGCGAGAUUCCAAGGAUCGGUGAGUGGCGCGGAAGGGGGACCGCCGCGAGAACGUAGUAGGUUUCGGCUGUGACAGGCACACAGGCGCGCGCGAUCAUCUUCGUCUCUAGAGGAUGCGGCAGGACCUCGAGGUACCUCGAUGUAGGCGUGCUAGCAGCGUUCCAGUGAUGUCGGUGUCGGGGUUACCUGCAGCGCUGCUGGACCUGGACCAUGGCCGGCAAGCCUGAGCAGCCGUCCACACACCCUGCUCCCCCAAGUCACAGUCAUCAUCAUCAUCAUCACCAUCAACAGCAGCAACAACAACAACAACACCACCAUCAGCAACAACAACAACAACAUCAUCAUCAUCAGCAGCAUCAUCAUCCGCAACAGCAGCAACCUCAGCAAGAUCAAACAGAUCAGCAGCAGCAGCAGCAGCGUUUGCAGCAUGGGAUUCAACAGAACAGCGUUUUAGUGUACGUCUCGGGGGAGAAUUUCGCGUACGCGACGGCGGUCGGUCAGAAUGCCGCCGCCGCCGCUGCUGCUGCUGCUACCGCAGUCGGCUAUCAGUCUCCGCAGCAGGCGACGUACACCGGUAUUCUACCGCCGCAGGUGGCGACGGCGGCGGCGUCGUUUCCCGCCAAAACCGCCAUAUACUGUAACGAUAACAGCGGCGCCGUCGCCGCCGCGGCCGCCAAUAACUGUUGUCGACUGAAGCCGCUCGAGUACGUGCCCAACGAUGGUGACUCGAGUCGGUCUAUGCGUACCCUGUCCGCGGGCACGGUAGACGACGAAGAGGACUAUGGGACGAUCGUCUCGAGCAACGGCCUGCUCUACAGACAAGCGAGCUUCGUGCAGGCGACCAGCACGGCGGCCAGCACGACGAUGACGUGCGUGGUGUCGGCCGGCGACAACAAGAACACGGUGGUGAGCCGUGGUGGACAGCCGGAGAACGAGGCCGGCAACAACGAGGAGAACCUCGGGAACGCCGAGCAGCCGAUCGGCAGGCUGGCGAACGGCAACGAGAUGAUGUCGAACAAGUUGUUUCCAUCGAGGAUCCACGCCGAGAUCUAUCCGACGGCGGCCAGGCUGCCGGAAGGCUACAACGGUAGGAUCGCGCAAGGGAAUAGUCUCGGCGAGGGUUGCGUCGGGCUUUUGAGCGACGACGCCGCCGCCGCCGCCGCGUGCGUCGCGUACGUGCGGCAGGGGAACGACGCGACGCAAACGUCCGCGAGUGUUUUCCAAGCCGACGGUGUCGAGCAACGAUCUGGCGUCGACAUGGACGAGAAAAGCCGGCAGCAGCAGGACGCGUUCCAGAACCAGGCCGCCGGCUCGUCCCUGUCGUCCGCGUCGUCCACGUCGUCCGCGUCCAGUGUCGGUGUCGGUGUAGCUGGCGGCGGUGGUGGUGGUGGUGGUGGUGGUGGUGGCGGUGUUGUUGUUGUUGUUGGUAAUGGUAACGGCGGUGGCAGCGGGGCGGUUAGCUGCGACUCGGUUCGCUCCGAUACCGGCGAGUCGUCGACCUACAGCAGUUUGAGCAGCCCCGAAAGUCAAAGUCAAUCGGCUCACGAUAGUUUGUCGGCCGGCGCAACGGUCAACGGCGGCGGUCCGUGCGCGCAGCAGGCUGCGCGUCAGACGUCGUUGGCCUGCAUCAACAACACUAACAAUAAUGACAAUACCGGCCAGCAAAAUGUAGUGCUCACGAUGAACGGUAGUGCGGUGGUUACGCAGCAGCAACAGCAGCACCAUCAACAAGCGAUUACAGUGCCACGUGGAUGGAAAAGGAUAUGCACCAACGGGGUCAUCAUUUACAUCAGUCCAAGCAGUACAGCGCUGGGUUCGCUGGAUCAGCUGAAGGAGUACCUGACGACAGUGGGAACCUGCAAAUGCGGACUCGAAUGUCCGCUAAAACCUGAACAGGUCUUCAACUUCGACCCCAAGGUUGCGACACGACCUUGGAGCCCGGAUCAGGGCAAGACGCGGGAGAUGACCAAGCUUUGCAACCAUAAGAGGAAACUUUUGCUGCCAAUAACGGCGGCCAGCAGUCCUGUUGCAUCCUGCACGCAGGCGGUCUCCUCGUCGACUUUAUCCUCUGGCCCGACUGUAACCGCGAUUCACGUGAACGCAGACUCGCCCACCUCGCCGGACAAGGCCAGGAAAGAUGGCUUGAACAAGAAGAAGAAGAGAAAAUUGGGCGGGAUGGGAAACAUUUUUUCCGGUGUUUCCGUUUCGCAACUUAUGGCACAACGCGAGAGGGCUAUUGUAGCAGCAUCUGGAGUUCAAGGUUCAUCGGUGCCAAAUGGAUCGCAGGUGUGGCCGAUCGCAAUCCCCAAUUUGCAAGUCCAGCAGAGCAAUCAGCAGAUCUGCCACCAGACCCUAAACUCGACCUCGCAAAACCAAGACGUGAACGGCUGUGCAACAAGAAAUCCCCAGCAGAGGUUAAGUCAGCACAACAUGUCGGGGAUGCUAAUGGGAAACCCGCUGAUCAUGAACCAGCCGGCUGCUAACUUCAACAACAUGACGCAACAGCAACAGCAGCUGCUGCAGCAGCAACACCAACAGCUCAUACUACAACAACAGCAGCAGCAGCAGCAACAACAACAGCAACAACAGCAGCAGCAGCAACAGCAACUAAUGCAACAACAACAACAGCAGCAAACGCAGCAACUGCUGCCGCACCAUCAACAGAUGCAGCAUAUGCAGAUAUUGCAACAGCAAGAGCAACCUCAGCAUCAGAAUACCGUUGUGAAUCAGUUAACUCAGCAACAAGCUCCGCACUACCUGAAUCAAUUGAACCAGCAAUCGUUGCACGUGAUGCAACAGCAACAGGAGCACAUUAACCAACAGCAACAACUGCACAUGCAGCAGCAACUACAGAAGCACAAAAUGCAACAGCAGCAGCAACAACAGCAACAGCACCUGACGCAGGAGGUCGACCAGCAAUCAGGGAACUUCAACCCUCAGCACGCGUCUGAGAAUUACGUCCACCACAUGCAACCGGCACAGGUGUCAUCUCAGCCUGCGCUGCAUCCCCAAUUGCACCAGCUCCACCCGCAUCAGAUGCAGCAGCAGGCGCAGCAGCAUCCGCCUAAUCAGCACGUGAUGCAAGCCCAGCCAACAGAUCCCUUCCAGAUGCAGAUACAACAACUGCAGCAGCAACAACAAGUACCUCAGGUGUGCGUCCAGCCCCAGUAUCCUAAUCAGCAACUAGGCCAUCAUUCUAUGGACGUCAUGCAGCAGCAGAAUUCGGGACCUGUGAUGAACGCGAUUAACACCGCGGAGAUACAGACCAGGCACAACCGUACACCGUCGGUGACGGACGAGGACAUGAACGCGAAGCAGUUGCAGCAGCAACAACAACAACAGCAACAGCAACAACAACAGCAGCAACAGUUAUUGUUGCAGAAUCAUCCGAUGCAACGACACCACGUGGUGCAGAACGGGAACAUGUCGAGCAGCUCGCACGAGAACGUGCAGCGGAUGUACGCUCAGAACCAGGUGCAGUACCCUGCGAAGAACUGUGACGCGUCGAAAGGGAACGCCGCUGAUGUGAAACACCAGCAACAGUACUACACGUUGUCGAGCGUGGCGGGAAGAAGCCCGAGCACCAAUCACGAAGCACAAUCCGGUAUGGGACCAAACGGGCAGCCCGGCAACAUGCAUUUCACCUCGAGGACGCCGCCCUGGCAGCAGAACCGACCAGCCUCGGGCUCUCACCAGCCUCCGCUCGUCACGGUGCAGAACAUCACCUGCAACUCGUUCGACCGCGUACCACCGCUGCAUCAUCACAUUCCACAGGCGACCACCUGGACCGACGAGGUGGCCAGGAAGAAGGCGAAGCCUAGCAAGGUGGUGGUGAAGAAGCAACGGCAGCACAGCGUCACCGAGGUCAGGAGCAACAGCCUGGACCAGUCGACGCCGAGCCCGAUCGACGAGUUCAACGACAAGGCGCAUCAGAACAGCAGUCAGAUCGGAUCCACCGUGAACAGCAGUGGACCGUCCUUCUUGGAAGACCCUAGCGGCUAUCUGGCUCAGCAGACCGCUCUGCUGAAUAGCACGAUAUCGAGACAGACCGGGGUCAGCAGCUCCCAAGUGGGGCUGGUGAACAACUCGAAGACGCCUCAAACGAGCCACCUGCCUAACAACGCUUAUCUUCCGCAACCAAAGCCUUCCUCCAGCGUCAGCCCGACGAGCACGUCGACCUUCAACUCGGUGAAGAACCACGCGACCUCGCCGGUGGUCGUGCACAGUAGCAUGACGCCGACAUCGAGCAGUGGCGGCACCGACUCCGAGAGCAGUCCUUGCCAAGGCUGCGUGACCAGCGCCGACACCCAGUCGUUCGUGCAGGACCAAUACAAGCAGCAGAUUCAACGUCAGUACCUGAUGCAUUCGGAUCAACGCGAGGACCCUGUCACGUCGUCCACGUUCGGAGAGCAGUAUCAGAACAACCAGGCUGACUCGAGGCCCAUCCAAGGCGGCACUGUGAGCACUAGUCAUGGAUCCCCUAUCGGCACGAACAGUCCAGCGAACUCGGACACCCCGGCCUCGUCCACGCCAGGCAUAUCCCAGCCGGCCACGCCUCAGAGCUUGAUCUCGUCGCAGCCCUCAACCCCGCACAGCUACUCGCAACCGCCCACACCUCAUUCGCACGCCACCUCAGGCCAGGUGCCAUCUCAACCGUUAACACCUCAGGCUCAGCAGCCGUCACAGUCUUCGAUGAGCACCGGCGUCCAGGAGCAACGCUCCGAGACGCCCUGCUCCAUUGCGACCAGCUCCAGCGGCGUCGCUGUCAGUACUUCCUCGCUGCAAACGUCCUCCUCCACGACGGACAACAUGGCGCCCCAGGUGACCAAGAGGCAGACCAUGAGACAGUCGUCCUUGGACGGCUACCAGCCGCAUCCUCACACCGUCAACGCUGUCACCAGAGUACCUAUGAGUCACUUCACCGGCACCUCUUCGGUGAUAACUACAAUGGCCAGUGGACACACGGUCAGCAGCAACACCAUCACGUCCGUGCUAGCAGGCAGAGCCAACACUGCUACAGUUUCCAUCAACACUCCAUCCGGAAUACCGAAUCCUGCGAUACCAGACAUUCUCUCGAACAAGCCCCAGCACCAGACCUCCGCGGCAACUCUGGCAACCGUUCCAACAACGCCUGUGACCGCACACUCCUCUCUAACGAGUAGUCAGCCGUCGAUCGCGAUCAGCGUCUCGAAGUCGCCACUGGAGAUGGUCCAAAGCGUCGUCAGCAGCAUACAAGUACCUCAGGCUAGCACCAGCUCGCCGGUGCAGCCGCAGAGUCAACCGCAGCACCAAACGCAACAGCAUCCUCAGUCGAACGUUCAAGUCCACAAUGUCCUCACUUCCAGUGGAAUGCUGAAGCAUCCUGCUGGUUCCACCUUGCCGCCAGGUCAUAUCCUCGUGUCCAGCGGUGGCCAGUUGAUCAUGGCUAGCACUGGAUCGGGUAUCAAUGGCGUGAUGGCUCCACCUCCGCCGAAGAUCAUUUCCAACUCGAGCUCCAUGCCGCCGUUGUCGGUCUCGCCGAUGGUCACCAGUGUGACUGGUGCCGUCAGCCAGGUUAUUCCAGCGGUGGGCGUGGCUCAGCAGGUGAUUGGGCAGCCCACGGUCUUGGUGAACACCAUUCAGACUCCUGUACUUAUCCAGCCGGGCGUGAUGACGAUGGACAGCAUAGGCCAGAACGUGCAGAUCCCUCAUCUGACGGUUGCGACCGGCAACGUGAUCCAGAACGCGCAGUCGAUCAUCGACGCUAACCAGGACGUCGCGAGGAACGUGAACGCGAACCAGGGAAUGGUGAACCGGCAGCCAGCGCUGCUGUCUCCGGAAUCGAUGAGCAAGAAGAAGGCGUACAAGAAGCGAAAGACGAACCCGCAGACGGUGGCCUCCAUGUUGCACAUCGCCUCGUCCCAGCAGAACGCCGGCAUGCUGAUGCAGUCGCAGUCGAAUUUCGCCCAGCAGAACUUCCAGACACAGAGCAUAGGAGGUCCCAUGCUGCAAGCGCUGACCAUCGUCCCGGGGAAAGGCGGGGCGCCCGCGCAACUGGUCAUGAACGGCCAGGCUGGCACGACGUCGGCGCAGUUCAACGCCCAGCAGAUCAUCACGAAUCCCCAACCGGCCCAGCAAAUCAAUCUUCUCCAGCCAGUGAACUUGUUGAACGGAGCGGCCGGCAUGGUGCAGAACUUCCCCACCAUACAGCAGUUCAUCGUUCCCGGCAUCGGCAGCAUGGUCAUGUCCGCUGACGGGACUGCGACUCUUCUGCAGGACACUGGCAACAUUGGCAUGCAGUUGCAGAUACAGAACGUGAACGGCCAGAACGUGUUGACUCCGGUGCAGAGUCACGGCGGAAUCUUCAAUCCGAGUCAGAGCAUCUUGGCAGCGGGCCCUGCCGGGAUGGUGAUCCGCGCACCGCAGGCGACAGGUGGCAAAAUUAUCCAGCAGCACAGUCCAGGCGCACAAUUUCUCUCGCCCAACAGCGGCCAGUUCCUGGUCAACGGCACCACAUCGUUUGGGAACCAGCUGAGCCCGAUCGUAGCGAACGUCAGCCCGAAUCAGCAGGUGACAUUCAACGCCUCGCAAGUCAGGCCGUCGAACAUGCAAGGCCAACAGGAGUUCAUACAGAUGAACGGGCAGACCUUGAUGGUGCCAUGCGGCACCGCGCAGAACAUUGCCGUUUCCUCAGCCUCGAACCAACAGAACACUACGUUCGUUCAACAGAACACCACGAUAGUGCAACAGCAAACCACCAUGGUGUCCAACAAUCAGAUACCGAACUUUCAAUCUGCAGCUUCUAACGGGACGACCGUUGACCCUUCUAUGAACAUCGACCACAACCAGUCGUACAUACUGAGCUCCGGUAUGAUUCAGGGGAAGGCGCCCACCUCGCCGAAGAGCAGCGUGAACUCGCCGUCAGCGGAACAGAAUGUUGAACAGCAACAGUAUGUUCUUGCCACCAGCAGCACGACCGUUGUCGAGAAGACUGCGCAACAGAGCGAUCAACAUAGUCCGCUGAUGGCGAGACAUUCUGUGUCUACGCAAACGGCUGGGAACCAAGCGAACAUGGCGCAGUCAGCGAUGAUGAGGCAAGGAUCGCCUCCGGACACCACGACGCACAGUCCAGGGAACAGCCAGAGGUCCAACAGCCCUGCCGUGGACACGACGACGCACGGAGCGGCUUCGCCAGCACCGCCGAUCACUGCUAGACAUCAUUCGUCAUCUACGCCGAUGGUUCAUUGCGUGUCGAGCAGCGAACCGGACUCGGGGGACGUGCCGGUGGCGUCUGAAGACUGGAGGAUUCAGGGUAUCACUACGAAGGAAAUAACGCUUAGCCAACCGGGUCUCCACGGGAAGACGUACGUGGAGUCGACGGUGACUACUGGGAUCCAGAUCUAUACGACAGAGACGUUGAAGCAGACGGAAGGUGUGGUGAGCACAGUGAGGUGCGAGGGCAGGGAACAUGCCCUCGGCCGCGGAAUCAAACGAAAACUGGACUCCAUCCAUUCCAUGCAUUCUACCCUGCAUGAAGACCAAGAUGUAACCAAGGCGAAAUCAGAGGAGAAGAGCCAGAGGAAACUGGAAGUGGGUGAGCUAGUGUGGGGCGCCGCAAGAGGAAGUCCGGCGUGGCCGGGCAAGGUCGAGUCUUUAGGCCCCCCGGGGUCUAUGACAGUCUGUGUCCGUUGGUACGGGGGCGGGGGCGGUCGGAGCCAGGUCGAGGUCAAGGCUCUCAAGUCCCUCUCCGAAGGCCUCGAAGCGCACCACCGUGCGCGAAAAAAGUUUAGGAAAAGUCGUAAAUUGAAUAUGCAGCUGGAAAAUGCCAUACAGGAGGCAAUGACCGAGCUGGACAAGGUGCCAGAGUCGAGCAAGGACAAGAAGACCGGCGGCAGCAAGUCCUGCAGGAUGCUGAAGGGUCCCGACAGCGGCGGCGGUUCGAGGUCCGAGGGCAAGAAGUCGUCAAAGAAGCCCGCGGGGACCUUGAACCCUGUCACCACGGAGCAGAAGCAGUGUCGAUGACCCCGAAGCCUGUCUACCUAGGCGACGUCCAACCUUGCGAUCGACGCGCGUCGAGAACAGGUGUCGGAGCCGCGGCUCCGCGGACGAACACCUUGCGUUCGUAGCAUCUGUGAUCCGAGAUCGAACGGUCGUUCCGCCUUCUUUUCGCUACCGACCGAUCGCCGCGCGUCUUACCCGACGUGAACUCGCGGGAAUUUUUAUAAAAAUUAGCUGUGUCAGGGGCGCGCGUCAGGUGCGAGAAGCGGCGCAGAAACGAGGCUCUGCUCGCCGCGAGAGCCAACCAAAAAGGCACUUCCAGUAUUAGACGUAGCGGAACGAUUAUUUCGGAGACGAUUGUUAGAGCGAUGGCGAGUUUAUUCUAUCGAACGGUUCGUGUACAUUCAUUUCUCCUGUACAUAAAAGUCAACGAAAAUUAACCAGCGUGAAAAGCAGAUUUUCGUAGCGGUAGACGGUCUCGAUCGGCGGAGGAUGAGAGAGAGACGUUAAAUCGGGAGGAGGAUUUUCGAUUCGCGGAAAGAAGACAUUCCUCGGUGUACGAUAAACACAUUAAUUACUCCAAUUCAUCUGCUACGUAGCCUGUACAGUUAGAGCGGAAACCAUUUUUCCUAUUCGGUGUUCGAGACAGAGCUCGACUCCCCCGCUGAAUUUAAUCAUCCACUGGUAAGCGUAUUUAACGGUCGAGAGGCAGGCGGAGUUCGAGUCGGUUAGAUUCUUCAUUUGUUGAGAAGAUUUUGAAAAUGUUUACUUGACGCGUUUCUGAAACGAAAUUGUUGCAUUGUCGUUGCGUGCAGGACACCGGUGCACGAAAAUUGCGCUUGCUUUGGGGGACGAGAGGGGAGAAGCUUCUUAGAGGUCCGAUCUAGAGAUCCCCGUGGUAAAUUGCACGGGACGAUUGCGCGCAGGAGUUAUCGUUAUUUGUUCUCCGAUGAAACUGCUUCGACGUUGGAAAUCGUCGCGAGUUGAUCGAGAUCCCAGAUCGUUGAAGUUGCCGAUCAUUUCUUUGGACAGUGAAGAUUAUCGAGCGAACAGUGCCUUCAAAAAUUCAACGAAUUUUGGUUAAUUCAUUUCAAAUGCAAAAAGGUUACUUCCUGAAGAAGCAGAGGAAAGUUGAAGAUCGUGAUUCAAUGAACGAUUGUCAAAGUGGUAGAUCAUUUCUUUCGACAGUGAAGAUUAUUAGGCAAACAGUACCUUCAAAAAUUUAUCGAAUUUUGGCUAAUUAAUUUCAAAUGCAAAAUAUUACUUUCUGAAGAAGUAGAGGAAAAUUGAAGAUCGUGAUUCAAUGAACGAUUGUCAAAGUGGUAGAUCAUUUCUUUGGGCACUGAAGAUUAUUCACCAGAAAGUACCGUCGAAAGUUCAUCAAGUUUGGUUUUUGUCUGAAGAGAUAGAAGGAACUCUAAACCGUGAUCCCAGAGAUAAUUGUCAAAAUGAUCUUUAUACAUCGAUGAUUAUUAACCAAAAAAGAUACGAUUGUUAACUGAAAAUGAAAUGUUUUGGUCCGAAGAAAGAGGGAGAACUCGUAGAUCGUGAUCCCAGAAAAGAUCGUCAAAAUCGGCGAUCGUUUUACGUUUACUGAAGAUUAUUAACUAAACAAUAUCUCUAAAAAAAACGGGGUGUUUUUGUCAAUUAAUUUCAGAAGUUUAGCUUUUCUCCCUAAAAAGAUAGAGGAAAAAUGUAGCUCGUGAUCUAAGAAACAAUUGCGAAAGUGAUCGAUUAUUUCUGCGCGCACUAUAGAUGAUUAACAGAACAAUAUCUUCAAAAAUUAAGGGAAUUAUGUUUCGUUAAUUUCAAAUGCGGCACGUGUUUCGUAGGAAGAAAAUGUGCAGAUAGCGAUGCGAGCAACGAUUGUCAAAGCGGCCAGUCAUUUUGAAAACUGCAGAUUACGGGUCAUUAUCCUAAAAAAUUCGCCGAAUUAAUUAAUGUCACACCUCGCGCUGAGUAUGGCAAUCUCCGACAGUUUCCUCGAGGGCAAAUAACUAUUCUCCUGCGCAAAGGACAAAGAUCAAGGGAAGUUUCUUCUCCUCGAGAAAGAAGGGAGCGUAGAAGUGUCUGUUAACGAGUUUCUGUUGAGCGUAGUUAUAGCGAACGAAGGCGUACUUACAUCGCGAGACCGUGCGAGGCGUCUCGAGUGUUGCAUGAACGUUCACGGCGCCGAGAGCCGUGUAAGAAAAGAAGACGCCGGGGCGUUUGUAUCUCGAGGAAUAUCAAAUAAGGCGUCCCAUUAUCGAAAACACAGUUUCCACGCGCGCGACCAUGAGUUUCCGUUCGAAAUCGACGCAGUUUAAUCAUCACGAGGAUAUAGUAUCCGCCACGGGGAAGAAAAGAGUGAAGCAGAAGAGAGAGAGAGAAAGAGAUAGAGAGAGAGAGAGAGAGAGAGAGAGAGAGAAACCGACCGAGCGCAGGUAGUUUUUAAAAACGAUAUUUUUGCGAACGAAUCAACGUCACUGUACCUACACAGAGAAAUACUAUUCUCAAUCAAUCAUUUUUUAGAUGGCUAUACAGAAAUAUACAAGGUGUAAUUCUUUUACCGGGACGUCAUCGUGUUGGAUCGCGAAUAUUAAAUAGUCUCGACACGUUGGGAGAUCCUUUUUAAACACGGCCGGCGUUUUUUGAACCCGCGUUCAACCGACUUUUGUAAAACGUUAUUCCUUAGACGAUAAAAAAAGAUUUAAAAAAAAGAAGAAGACGAAGAAGAAAAGUAAUAACUAAAUAACGAUAUAGCGUAUCGAUGCCGCGGACGCGAAUCCGAGGGAAUUUUGUACAUAAAGACAGGCCAGAUUGAUUCAGAAUUGGAAGUCUCUGCGAGGUGUCUUGUCCGGGUUUCGAUCGACACACGCUGGAUCCACUUUCAACGAGAUAUGGGGCUUUCGGGUAGCUUCAAGUAACUUUUCUUUAGAAAAACGAUCAGAAAACCGCGAAAAAAAAAUAAGUAGACCAGGCGUGGGCGACGGCAACGUAAUCAGGGCAAACGAUGGAGAAGCGAAAAAAACUACAGUAACGCUCGGAUAACAAUCAGAAAUUUCGAUAUUCGCCGGUAGAAAAGCGACGAGUCUGCUGUAACAAGAAUCGCAAGAGUUAUCUGAGAAUCGAUGUAUUUGUAGCGACCGCUCGAUAAGCGUCCGAGGUCGGGGCUCUGGCGCCCCGAAGCCCCGCCUCUCCGCUGGACGACCAACCGCGCGCGCUCUCCCCACCCCGCCGUGACUCCAAGAGAGCGGCAAGCGCGUGCGUGCGAGCGAGAGGCGGCCCCCGAUCGUCCCGCAGAGCCCGGGGAAUCUUAUCGAACGAUCGUCGCGUGGCAAGCGAAAUAGCACGAUUCCGAUCGCACCAGUGUCCCAUGCCUGGGUAUAGACCGUCGAAGGAGAUCCGCGAGAGAUCGAGAAUGCAGCUCCGCCUUGUUCAGGUGAUCUCGCUACGAUCGGGAGAGAGGAGUAGCUCAUCCUUAUUUUUUUAUCGAAGGAAAAACAUUCAAAACGACACAACACCAUCGUCGCACAACUUUAGCCCCAAGAGACACGAGAAAAUGUUCCUUUGCAUGCACCACGCAUAAAAACAUGUACAAAAUGAAAAACUUACAGAGUAAAUCUUUAAAAGUUAGUAGUAUGUAACGAACACGCGCUGGGUGAUCGCUGGUGAUCCCGGGGAAAGCUUUCUCAAUCGAUACGUUGCUUUUAUCAUCGAUCGUCGUUUGCGUUUUCACACCGGACAAAUCGCUCACUGUUCCCCGCGGGUCCGAACCGGGGCCUCGGGAAGCAAUGUAUUCAACGACGAAGCUUUUCAGUAGGUCCGAAACACACCACACACUCUAGACAGACAAUAAAAAAACUUGCAAGUAUCAAAAGUAAAUAAAUUCUCGAGGAGGAUCGCGCGAA
Megalopta genalis is the source of this 12327-nucleotide messenger RNA. RefSeq lists its product as uncharacterized. Gene Ontology annotation, molecular function: DNA binding; chromatin binding. NCBI's taxonomy places the organism in Eukaryota, Metazoa, Arthropoda, Insecta, Hymenoptera, Halictidae. The record is from RefSeq and is a predicted model, not a curated record. Gene Ontology annotation, cellular component: chromocenter; nucleus.